AUGAGCAAGCAGGACGACAAGCUCCAGCAUCAGCGGCAUGCACCUCCUUCCUUUGCCUCGGCCUUCUUGGCGAGGGAGGUGCGGGAGGGCGGAGGCGCGGGUCCCCACGCCACGAAUGUGGACCUCGGCGAGCCACACCACGGGGACUCGCGAGAGCAGCAGCAGCAGCGGCGGACGGACUUGGGGCUGAGGCGGUCAUCGCUCGCGCCACUCUCGCCGCGGGGCUCUUCGCAGCUGGGGGAAUGCACCGAGGAGCACCACCGGUUGCUGCAGGAUGACUUCACCACCGACCCAAUUCGUAAGCUUAUACGCCAUGGCAGCUUUCCGUACAAGUUGGUUGUGACCUGUCUCAUGCUUGCCUUUGUCAUCUUGAUUGCCGUCCUUUGCCACACGCCGGAGGCGAUCGCCAGCGAGGAGCAGCGCAAGGCCGUGCUCCACUCGUUUGCGGGGGACAACUACCUUGGGAAGGAUAAGGGAAAUAUUAAGUUGCGGCCCACACUCUACCUGCAGAAAAUCGACGAUGUCUUGAACGAGAUUGAGGGGUUUGUCAAGGUCUACUACGCCCUUUCCAACGCCUCCGUGAGUGAGUUGAACUAUUACUACUAUACAGGCUCCGAGGACACGGCUGCACACCUGCGGCAGGCGUUGGGGCGCGAGGCGGCAGGCGGUUCUGCCUGCCCUACCGCCACGGAGGACGACGCCAGUGCGGCGGCGAGGCUCGCCUGUGUGGUGCCGGUGACAAUGGAGGUGGAUGCGUACCUUUACUCGCAGAGGGAGUACGGGGGCCCCGCCCCACUGCGGCACUUUACAGCGCAGCUGACAGAGGCAAAUCCGCUAGGCCCCUUUUCGGAGGACAAGGCGGAGGCCACGGACAAAAAGGUGCCAAAGGACGAAGCUGCGGAGCGCCGGGUUGAUGCCCCGGCAGCGAAAUCGCCUGACGAGGAUGGCCUUCGUGCCGCCGCGGUGAAGGGGAACAGGUACGUGCGGGCGGUGUGUGCCCCGCGCUAUGAUGACCUCACCGGCCUGUACUACAGCCCCUGCCGUCGAUCACUGGACGCGAGCGGGGAGGACAAGAAUGACGUCUUUGUCUUCCCCUUACUGGACAAUGUUAAGCGGCUUCGAUUAAAAGCCUCAAUGCGGCACUUGACGGAUGCCUUGUUGAACCCCCAAGAGACGGUCGGUGGUUUUUCAACCGUUAUCUAUCACUGGACGAUUGAGAAGAUUUUCUCCUUUCACCCUGGUGGUCUGGUGCAGGUGGAGUUUGUGGUGUCGGUUGUCACGAGCCGUUUUCACCCGGGCGCGUAUCCACGAUUCUUCUUCACUUUAAUGCUGCUGCUCCUUGCCGUAUGCGACGUAUUUCUGCGCUUGAAGGCACUGCGGCGGAUAGCGGUGUACCGGCGAAAGACUGCCGUCUCGCAGGACGUCACGCAGGAGGGGGAAAAUUUGGGCUCCUUCGCCCACGGAGAUGACGCGGGCGCCUCUGCGCAGGCUGCGGCGCACGCGACGACCCCCGAUGCACCGCCACGGGCGCAGUACGACACCGCGGCGUGUCGCAUGCCGCCGACUGCUUCGACGCAUCCCCCGCAACCGCAAAAGACGAAGCUGAAGCGGGUGAAAUACAUCCCAAAGGCCGGCUCACUGGUGCCGGAGACCGUGUACACCGACUUCUACGAUGCCUGGCGUGAGCAACUGCAAAACUCACUAGGGGAGUCUUGGCAUUAUAUUGCGCUUGCUGCCGACUUCUUUACACUGGCGUACAGCAUCGCAACCUCGGCGCGGCUCUGGGGCAUCCCCACUCCAGAGUUGUACAACACGGUUGAAGGUAUUCUCUUGGGUCUGACGGGUUUGCUUCUUUCCGUGAGCGUUCUCUCGUAUCUUCGGUACUUUCCACACAUGUACUUUCCAGUGCAAGCGAUGCGGAGCGUAAUUCCGAGACUCCUCGUCUUCGCGGCGAGUGUGGCACCCAUUUUUGUUGGCUUCGCCUUUUUCUUUUCCAUCGUCUUUGGGCCUCACUCGGACGGGGAAUUUGCCGACGUGGGGUUCUCCCUUGUGGGGCUUUACUUUGUGAUGUUUGGCGACGCCAUCCUUCCCGCCAUUGAGGACGCCCAGCGGUCGGUGCACCCCAUCGUCACGCUUCUUGCGAAUGUCAUGACGAUGCUGUUUAUCCUCUUCUUCAUGAUGACGAUGCUGAACUUGGCUAUGGCCAUCACGCAGCACGAGUGGGGGCUGCUGCGGCGACGCUUUGGGUCAUGCCUGAGCGCCAACAACCUCCUCUUCGAGGUGCGCACCCGCGAUGAGGUGAAGGCGGAGACGCUGGAGGUGGUCAUUGCCAACAUGGAGCUCCUGUUACACAUCAAGGGUGAAGAGUGCGUGGCCGCGGCGGCAGCGGACAGACGCCAUGCGGCAGGCGACAAUGAAGACCGCCGCGACGACGAUGCCGCCGCGGGGGGCGUGGCGAAUACUUCACGCACCGUGCAUGAAGGUGGCGCCGAAUUGUAUCGGCAACGCCUUAAUGUUCUCACGGAGGGAGAGCUAAGUGGGAGUGCGUAG
Trypanosoma conorhini is the source of this 2550-nucleotide messenger RNA. RefSeq lists its product as uncharacterized. The record is from RefSeq and is a predicted model, not a curated record. The transcript has a single exon. Lineage: Eukaryota; Euglenozoa; Kinetoplastea; Trypanosomatida; Trypanosomatidae. Gene Ontology annotation, cellular component: membrane. Bases 1 to 2550 code for a protein of 849 amino acids. Gene Ontology annotation, molecular function: NAADP-sensitive calcium-release channel activity.